Messenger RNA from Euleptes europaea (tarantolino), 3090 nucleotides. RefSeq names its product xylosyltransferase 1 (gene XYLT1). The record is from RefSeq and is a predicted model, not a curated record. NCBI's taxonomy places the organism in Eukaryota, Metazoa, Chordata, Lepidosauria, Squamata, Sphaerodactylidae. Gene Ontology annotation, molecular function: protein xylosyltransferase activity. Bases 1 to 3081 code for a protein of 1026 amino acids. Gene Ontology annotation, biological process: chondroitin sulfate proteoglycan biosynthetic process; heparan sulfate proteoglycan biosynthetic process. The transcript is spliced from 13 exons. Gene Ontology annotation, cellular component: membrane.
AUGGGAAACGAUUCAUCCAGGCUGCAGGCGCUGCUCUCCUUCUUCCACGACGGAGUGAAGAAAGGGAGCUUCUCACACAGGCGCGCCCUGGAGCCGGAGCGCGGUGCCAAAGCAUCCCCGGCGGCUGCGGCGGCGUCGGGGGUCCGGGGGGCGAUGGCGGCGUCCGGGGCGUCGGAGGGGGUCUCCGGGGGGCCGGGGCCGUGGGCUCGCCGGCUGGCGCGCCGCUCGCCCUGGGCGCUGGCCCUGAGCCUCCUGCUCCUGCUCCUGCUGCAGACGCUGGUGGGCUGGAGCCUCAGCAGCCUCGACGCCGCCGACGGGCGGCCCGGCAAGCGCCAGCCGCGCGGGGGGGGGGGCCGCCGCUGGACGCCGGGAGCCCCCUCCCCACCACCGGCACCCCCAGCCCCGGCAGCCCCGGCGGCGCGACGGAGCGGCGGUAAGGCUCCCCCCGGGCUCCGCGCGCCUCCGGGUCGCGCUCUCCCCAGGCGCCUUUCCCCCCCAUCCCGACCCUCGGGUCUCCGCACGGGGGUCCUUGUAGGGGAUCCGGGCUGCGUGACCGACCAACCUCUCAAUCCUUAUAGAGGCUUGGAAGCCCAGGACGGCUACUUCUCCCACCGCCCCAAAGAGAAAAUGCGGACGGACAGCAAUAACGAAAACUCCGUCCCGAAGGACUUUGAAAAUAUUGACAAUAGCAAUUUUGCGCCCCGGACACAGAAGCAGAAGCGCCAGCCGGAGCUGGUGAAAAAGCCGCUUAGCAAACAGAAAGAGCACUUGAGGAAAAAACUGGAACAGGAGGAGAAAGGGAAGGAGAAUUCUCUCCUGGGAAAGGACGCCAACGAAGUGCCGCAGCAUAGCAAACAGGCCCCGAAGACCAGCAGCAGCUUCAAGGACAUUCACAGAUCUCCCAAGCAGCAUCACUUCAAAAAGAGCGGGUACGGCUCGCCGGAAAUCCGGUACGAGCAGCCGCCCAAAUGCGAGAUUUCGGGCAAGGAGGCAAUAUCGGCUUUGUCCAGGGCCAAGUCCAAGCAGUGCCGGCAGGAGAUCGCGGAGACGUACUGUCAGCACAAGCAAGGGACGCUGAUGCCGGAGAAGGUGGCGCGCUUCUGCCCUCUGGAAGGAAAAGCCAGCAACAAUGUGCAGUGGGACGAGGACUCCAUAGAAUACAUGGCGGCCAACCCUGUCAGAAUUGCUUUUGUCUUGGUUGUUCAUGGCAGAGCUUCUCGGCAGCUGCAGCGCAUGUUUAAGGCUAUUUACCAUAAAGACCAUUUUUAUUACAUUCAUGUCGACAAGCGAUCCAAUUACUUACACCGGCAAGUUCUCCAGUUUGCCAACCAGUACCCAAACGUGAGAGUCACCUCUUGGCGCAUGGCGACCAUCUGGGGCGGAGCGAGCCUUUUGUCCACCUACCUGCAAAGCAUGCGCCAUCUAAUGGAAAUGAAGGACUGGCCGUGGGAUUUCUUCAUCAACCUCAGUGCCGCUGACUACCCAAUCAGGACCAACGAGCAGCUUGUCGCGUUCUUGUCCAGAUAUCGUGAUAUGAACUUCUUGAAGUCACAUGGAAGGGACAAUGCAAGAUUUAUUAGAAAACAAGGUUUGGACAGGCUUUUCCUGGAAUGCGACACGCACAUGUGGCGCCUGGGAGACCGGAAAAUUCCUGAUGGGAUAACGGUGGACGGAGGCUCGGACUGGUUUCUGCUCAACAGGAAGUUUGUGGAGUACGUCACGUUUUCUAGCGAUGAUCUGGUGACGAAGAUGAAGAGGUUCUACUCUUACACGCUGCUUCCAGCUGAGUCCUUCUUUCACACCGUCCUCGAAAACAGCCCUCACUGCAACUCCAUGGUGGACAACAACCUGCGCAUCACCAACUGGAACCGCAAACUGGGCUGCAAAUGCCAGUACAAGAACAUCGUGGACUGGUGCGGCUGUUCUCCGAACGACUUCAAGCCCGCGGACUUCCACCGGUUCCAGCAAACCGCCCGGCCGACUUUCUUCGCACGCAAAUUCGAAGCCGCAGUGAACCAAGAAAUAAUUGGCCAACUGGACUAUUAUUUAUACGGCAACUAUCCGUCUGGCACGCCGGGCCUUCGGUCGUACUGGGAGAAUGCGUACGAUGAACCGGACGGCGUCCACAGCCUCAGCGACGUCGCGCUGACCAUGUACCAUUCCUUUUCCCGCUCGGGUCUCAGGAGAGCAGAGGCCUCUUUCCACGCAGACGGCGACAACAGCUGCCGGUAUUACCCGAUGGGCCACCCGGUUUCAGUCCACCUCUACUUCUUGGCCGAUCAUUUUCAGGGCUUCCUCGUGAAGCAUCACGCUACCAAUUUGGCCGCCAGCAAACUAGAGACCUUGGAGACGUGGGUGAUGCCAAAGAAGGUCUUCAAGGUCGCGAGCCCCCCGAGCGAUUUUGGCAGGCUGCAGUACUCAGAGAUUGGGACUGAAUGGGAUGCCAAAGAGAGGAUAUUUCGGAACUUCGGUGGGCUUAUUGGGCCCAUGGACGAGCCCGUCGGCAUGCAGAAGUGGGGGAAAGGCCCCAACGUCACCGUGACCAUCAUCUGGGUGGACCCCAUAAACGUCAUUGCUGCUACCUACGACAUUCUCAUAGAAUCCAGCGCUGAGUUUACCCACUACAAGCCGCCUUUGAAUUUGCCCCUCCGGGCUGGAGUCUGGACUGUGAAAAUCCUGCAUCAUUGGGUGCACGUCGCUGAGACCAAAUUCUUGGUGUCUCCCGUGACGUUUUCCAACAAGCAGCCCAUCAGACAAGACGAAACCGUGCGGUUGCACGGCGGACCCCCGAAUAACGCCUACAUGGAGCAGAGCUUCCAAAGCCUGAACCCCGUCCUGAGCCUUCCCCUCAACGCCGCCCACGUGGAGCAGGCGAAGAGGAACGCCGCCCUCACUGGCUCCAAGCUGGAGCACUGGGUGGACAGCUUGGUCGGCGGCGUGUGGUCGGCGGUGGAUAUCUGUAGCACGGGGCCCACUUCCUGCCCGGUCAUGCAGGCUUGCAGCCAGACUUCAUGGAGUUCGCUGAGCCCAGACCCCAAGUCUGAGCUGGGCCCCGUUAAACCCGACGGACGGUUGAGGUAGCAUCUGGUA